This is a messenger RNA of Porites lobata, 16807 nucleotides long. The record is from the annotation of a GenBank genome assembly. Lineage: Eukaryota; Metazoa; Cnidaria; Anthozoa; Scleractinia; Poritidae.
AAUAGAGAGUUAUUGCGUGCAAAAUUGCCAGGAAUACUUAUGGAAACUGCUCCUUGAAUGGGACACGUCAGGACAAUCUCCGGGGUUUUCGCUGCUUGAUCGGUAAACAUUGGGAGUAAUAGAUCAUCAACAGAGCGCUGUUUUCGUCCGACUGGAUUUGAACUUGCCACGGUUAAAUUAGCCUAAAAUGGCGUCUGCUGGAGAUGAUAAUGAAAUAUGCGAGGAAGACGAAGACACAGCUAAUAAUGCCGCCAAAGUAUCAUCUAACAACGAAGGUUCGUGUUUAUAACGCAAUCGAUCUUCGACAGGUUUUGUUUAUAUUUUAUAAUUUUGCCUUCUUUACCACCUUCAAUUUUGAUUUUUAAUCUUCUCAAUGCAGAUUUUAACAUGCAAUUGCUUGCUUUAACUAGGAAUGAGGAGGUCUUCUUCAGAUUCGAAAAUCAAGAAAUUACGGAGAAAAAUAUCACAGGGACUUAGGUUAUGUGAGUAAUAUUGAGCUGCAAUAGCAGUGUCGUGUUCAUUAUGGUUAAUAAAUAUUCGUAUUUCAGCUUCGCGCUUCGAGUCCACAGAAGUCCUUGAAGAAUUAAUUGUUAAUUGCCUUUAAUAAUCCUCUCUUUAGAAUUGUGACAAUUAAUGCUUGGCUCGAAAUAGUAGUGCCAUUAUUAAACAAGUUCUAAAGCUUUUUUUUUAAGGUUAUAUUAUAUAUGAUGCUUAGAUUAAACUUGCGAUAUCAGCUGUGGUGAUCGGUGAUAUUAUCGAUGUAUUGAAGAAAGAUCUGCUUUGUCCCCAGUCCUCUAUUGCAUGUUUCAGAACAUGGUUAAAGUUGGGGGGGGGGGGAGGAGGGAAGGGGCAUAGGAAAGAUCCUGAUUUUGACAUCUGUUCUGAUAUUUUCAAAUGAAUUCUUAUGACACUCAUACAAGAAAACCUAACAAAGUACAUUUAACUGAAAUUGAUUUCCAGAAAGCUUUAAAAAAACUGCACAAAAUAUAAAAUAAAAUCAAGUGCUCAUAAUCAAAGCCACACAAAUAAGAAAAUACAAUGUAAGCUAAAAAAUGACAAUCGAUAGAGAACAAUUUUUAAACAGAAAUUGUCAUCUCAGAACACUAGACAUGACCUCUUAGAGCAUCAUGAUUUCAUGACGUUUAGAAGACAAGGAUGACCAGGCCCCGGUUGUUCAAACGUUGGAUAGCGCUAUCCACCAGGCCCCGGUUGCUCAAAAGUUGGAUAGCGCUAUCCACCGGGGAAAUCACUAUCCAGCGAAUAACGCAAUCGGUUCCCGUAAUACUUAUCCGCUGGAUAGUGAAUUUAUCCGGUGGAUAGCGCUAUCCAGCUUUUGAACAACUGAGGCCAGAUAAAUCACUAUCCAGCAGAUAAGUAUUACAGAAAUCAAUUACGCUAUCUGCUGGAUAGAGCUUUAUCUGGUGGAUAGCUCUAUCCAACGUUUGGACAACCGGGACCAGGAGGACAAGAUUUUCUCAAUACUAAGUAAGGCAUGUGCAUGAUUCACCAGCAUCAUUACUGGAAUUUUAUUUGGUUAAAAUUAACAAAACCAAGCACAGAAUCAUUUUCUUGUGUGUAAUGGACCUUGGACAAAUUGAUUUGACCUUUUGCUUGGAAGAAACAAUUCUGCUUGCAAACCACAUUUUCUUCCUUCACAACGUUGAAAUUUGAUCUACUUUAAAAAUGGUAAGCCAUUUUUAUGUUAAAAGAAGCUUGUCACUCUCCUGACACAUUGCACUACAACUGGAAUUCCAAAACAACUUUCCUUUUUAAUGAAAUUAACAGUUAACCUAAGAAAAACUGGAUAAAAUAGUUACCUUUGACCUUCCUAAAAAUACUGGAAUUUGGGUGAAGCCCCUUAACUUCACCCCUCUGCAGUCCCGCCCCCCUCCUGGGAUAUUAAUGGAGUCAUCCCGCCCCUCUCCUUGGGCUUGGGAAGGACUCUUAUGGUCUGUACUUAUUCUUGUAGCUUUUAUUAAAGACGAAAAUGAUGUAUCCAAUAUCUCUGAGGAAAGUCAAAUCGAGGUUAGUACCAGGUUCUUUAUAUGUUAUUAAAAUAAGUUUAUUGUUAUUUAACACAAGACUCAUGUGCUUUAAGAAGAAUUUAUUUUGCUUAAAUGGAUACCCUGCAGGGUUCUCAAUAGAAGGCGGCACCCGGCGAUUGAUCGCCGCUUACUUUGGGAUUUAUAGCCGCUUACUUUGUGUUUAAGUCGCUUUUCUUUGCUUUGUUUUGACACCUCUGGCUUUGCUGAAGAGCCUCCUACUUUAUCAGUGAUCACCUCGUACUUAAAAAUCUAUUGAGAACUCUGACCCUGUGAACAGUGCCUAGAUUAUACUUUUACUGUACUUCUACUUAAUUAUACUGGCAUGAAAAAAGUAUCCUCUUCCGACAAUCUUUCCAUUUUCAACUGAGCAUGUGCAAGUUUCCUCACAUGAUUCCCAAGUAAAAUUACACUUGUUAUGGUGUAUUUUCAUGAAGCACCCACUCUGGAACUGGAACUUUUGGCAUACAUAGCUGGACAGUAUGAUAAAUCACUCAUACAAGAAAACUCAUAAGAAGCGCAUGUACGUAACAAAGGUAUUUAUCAUUACUGUUGUUUGUUUUCAUGCAUACAGAAUGAUGUUUUUGAUAGCAACUCCAACCCAUCUCUGACAUCAAGCAAGCUGGCAGCCAGACCGGCUGUCAGGCGCUCUGCAUCUGAUUCAAUAGGAGCGCGGCUUAGAAAGAUCAGCUUUGAGAUUGGCAAUGGAAGGAGACAUUCAGAUGAUCUGUCACCCGAUGAACUGAAAAGUAUUCCUCAGGUUUGUUUUAAGAUUUAUUAGUCAUUUGACUUCCCAGGGUUCUCUCAAAAAACUGUCAGAGUACUCUGAUUCAGCAACAGAAUGGGAAAGUCAGUUGACAAUGGAAAUAAAAGCACAUGGAUGGAAGUGUAAACGCAACUUCUGGCACCUAAUUAAUCACUCUGCCAUUGACUGCCCACAACAUAAACAGCUUUGGGUGAUUACCAUUAAAAUCCUUGUUCUAAAACAGCUCCAAAAUCCUUGUUCUGCUUUCCUGUGAACCGGGAUUUGAGUUAACAUGCCAUGUUUGGCCUGUUUAAAAAGCUUAUUGUCAGUGCGCCAAUCAGGUUGAAAGGAAAUUCGAAACACACAUCUGGUAAUUUCGUUGGGUCUGUUAGGUACCCAUAACAAAAAAAGGUAUUGACGCUGCUUUAUACUGCUGCUAUAACUCAGUGGUUAGAAUACAUCUGUGACGCAGGCUAUGGAUCAUCGGACCUUGAUCUUUGGCCAUGCAUUCCAUAAAAAUUUAGUUAAAACUUUGCUGUGAAAGCCAGCUUGGAUUUUUUCUCAGUAGAUCAAAAGUGCAGUUUUACUGACAAAGUUUUGAAUAGUUUGAGGUCGUUUCUAUGAUCAAUGUAGCUAGCUAGACAAUAUUAAACUGUGUUUUCUAAACACUAAAUCAACCCUCCAAGUUGCGAGCAUUGUAGUCGCCACGGCGCCUAAAAUUUUGAAGCUGGUGACUUGAUUUGUAAAAAAGUCUCCCUAAACCAAAAGAAUAUGUCGCCAAAUGGCGAUCAAGCAAAAACUUUAACUUGGAGGGUUGGAAAUAGAGACUGAAUGGUCGUAAAAGUUUUGUGGAAACUCUUGUGCGUGAGAGAGAGAGAGGUAGAAAAAAUGUUUUAUCUUGUUUUGCUUCAUUUUCAUUGUCUAUAUACUUUUAUAGGCAUUAGUUCUUUUGAAAGCCAAGGAGCCAAGCCAUGCAAUACAACAGUAUGCAUGCUGCACUGUCUUUAGUGCCUUUUGCAAUAUUUUGGGAAGAAUUUGCAUUAAAAACCAGUGUUAUCACAUUUUAUGGCAUCAGAUAUUUUUGUGGUCAACAUUUUCAAGUACCUGGAUGGUUAUCAGUUAAAGAUAUAAAGUUGUUGUUGAAAGGAAAAGAAUUUCCAAGUUAUUUUCCUAAAUGGGCUAUGUGGGUUAUAUGAAAAUAUAUGAUGUGUGAAUGCUAUUUUUAACUUUAAUACUGGUACAAUAAUUAAUAAUAAACAUAUUGGUCAUUAAUAUUCUCAGUGAAAUAAAUUGUUACAACUGUUAAUUAUGUAAUGUAUGAUAUUCUAGAAUGUUAUUUAAUAUUCGUUAUGUCAGUGUGGGAUUUCUUCUUGUUAAAUAUUUAUUUAUGUUUGAACUGAUAAGUGUAAAAAACAAGGCUAGUUUGAUCUCAGUAGUGCUCUGUUUGAAACAUUAGUCUUGGGGCCAUGUGCAUGUUGAAUUUUUCUUUUUCUUGUGUACAGAAUAAUUCUUUUUUAUAUGGACAUGUGGUUAAAUCUGUUUUUAGCGUCUUUUCUGAGGGACGACAGUACUAAAAAACUCUUGUGAUAAAUUUAAAUUUAUGAGUAAAUAACAAAUUAAAUCAAAUGAAAAAAAAGUUGAAGGAGUGAUGAAACCAUCACAUUGCAGGAACUCCACAAAAUCAUCAAUACUGUAAGAAAAGUUAACACUUAUUUAUAAUGGAUUUAUUGUACUCUUAGGUGUGUAUAACAGUAAUACAAGAUCUGUAGCCAUUUCUAAAGACAGUCACUUUGCUUUGAUGCUAUUGAUUUCGAGAUAUCUGCAUUUAUAUAACUUAUUUCUCACUAAAAGAUUGUGGUAUUCUUAUCACAAUAUUCCAUGCAAAAAAAAAAAAAUUUACCCUCUUCACAAUCAGUUUCAUUGACCAAGAUGUCAAUUCUAGAGAAUUAUAUUGUCAAUAUUAUGUAGCUUUGGUGUUUCAUCUUACUUAGUUCUUGUGCAUGAUUUAUACCUAUGUUUCUGAUGCGUCAAAGAAAUGUAACUAAGAUGGUAAGUUCCAGAUUAUUUCCAGAUGUUAUCCUUGAAUCUUUUCCUUUAUCUUAAGUUCAACGCCAGGCCAGACAGCUGCAAGACUAUAUGCUUCAGUUUAGCACUUUGUAUGCAUAUGUGAAGAAUGCUUUACUAAUAAGGCACUAAACCAGUCUUUCUUUUCUUUCUUUAAUUCAGUGGAUCGGAAUCACAAAAGAAAGAACUAGACAUAGUACUUAUUUAUAAAACAACUAUAACAUAUAUAUCUAGGAAGCAAUGUUACAACAUGCAUGUACUAUUUAAGUGAUUAUAUAAUCGCUUCAGUCAGGUUGAAAGCUUUUACUAGUUUUCAAUUUUUUAUUUAGAUUUUGAGUUUAAAAUUUUGCUUGUAGGUGAAAUUUACUGGAAAGAUAAAUCUAUACGUUUAUGUAAAUUCCUUGUUGACAUGCAAAACUAUGGUGGGAACUCCAUGUAACAACUUUUAUAUAGACAGUAUAUUUAUUGAAAUGUGUAAUAAGCAAAGAGUCGGAAAUGAAGUAUGAAAUUAGGAGGGUUUUCUCACAGGUAGUUUUAUUUUUUGAAACACUGGAGCCAGAUUAAAAAAACUCUGAUAACUAUAUAAUUUAAUUUCUGAAUGCUGGCUCUUGGUAGUAGAUCGAGUGUUUAUAUCAUUCAGUAGCUAGUUUAGGCAGGCCGCUCUUUUAUUAAGAAUAACAGAGUGGUGGAGGGUACUAAAAUCUGGGGUAUUAGAAAUCUAGGAGGCGUGUGUGGCCGAGCCCCCGGUGUUGGUCGUGUGCACCUUUAGCUAACUUUUUAGAAAAAAAACUUUUUUCAAAUUUUUUUAGGAAUCUUAGGCAUGAAAGUAUAGAAAAGUUUAGGAAUCUUUGAUAUCCAAUCCCAAAAUGUGGCAAACCUCAUGAUCAGUAAUAAUUGUAAACACUUUUAGAAAACACAAGAAUAAGACACAUUCUGUCUUGCACAAACACAUCAUGUAUUGCAUCCCUCUCCUACCACCCCAGGUAUGAAAAGCACCCCUUUUCUCUGGAAGAGGGGUAUAUUUACUUCACUUUGAUUUUAUCCCCAUGGAUGCCUGAUUUUUCUGGAUCAAAUUUAGGUGCGAAACUUCACUCCCUCUUUAAUCUAUGCCUGAGCCCUCCACAGCUGCAACAGGAUUCCUAUUUUUUAAAUCACUGUCCAGAACAGUUGCAGAAACUCAAAAUCACACCCCCAGAGUAAAUUAAAGGGAGUAGUACAUGUACCCCCUUGUGUCUACUGUGCUUCCAAAGGAAAAGCUAAUCCACCAAUCUCCUCCUAGUUGUAAAGCCCUGUGCAAACAAAGGCAACAUUGUUGGCCAACAUUUACCAACAUUGUUAAAUGUCACAUUUUGCGUCUGUUUGCACAUCCUGUUGGAUGUUGUUGUAUGUCGUUGGGAGUUGUUAUGCAAAGUUUGAAACUGGUCAAACGUUUGAGCCAACAACUUCCAGCAUUUCUUUUGUUCCGUGAUCACCAAAGCAUAGCACUACAAUCUUGUAUCCAUUUGUACAGCUUUCGCAGCAUUGUGUCUGCCACACAUGCGCAUUACAAAUGGUUUUCAAAGUCUUAUGGGUUGUGUCUUUCCCAUGAUGCACUGCAGCUCUUAACAUUGUUACUCAGGACUACCAGCAUGGACAGAUCAGUGUUGGAAGUUGUUGCGUCCGCUUGCACAUAGCUUAACAAAUGUAAAUGUAAUUGUUUCUAUAAUGACCAAGUGACAUUGAUCGUUUGCAGCCCCUGUCCCCUCCAUUUGGUUGUCUUGAUGCUUAUCAGAAGCUGGAGCAGCUUGGAGAGGGUUCAUAUGCAACCGUGUUCAAAGGAGUCUGCAGGUAAUGCUACUGCAUCAAGCAGUUGUCAAUACUCACCUCAAUUAGUACAUGAAAUUUUGGGGACAAUCUAAUUUUGCAGAUUUUGCACUUUUUUUUUUUAAAUGGUAAUAUUAAAAUGAUGCGAACAUAGCAUAAUGCGAAAAUUAAGUGAAACGAUGAGAGAAAGAGAGAAUUACAUUAGUGUUGUAACUGGGAGUAGAGUACUACUUCCUGUUGUUCCUUUUCAAGACAUAACAUAAAUAACUUGUGAGGCUUUUUUAUAGGAAAAUCUUGGACAGUACCGCCGGUGCAUCAUCUGUUAGCUUUGACAAUAAUGCCGAUGAAUUUGCUUUAUUUUAUUAAAUAAGAAGUUGAAUUAAAAGUGUCUUGCUAAAAAACACGAAAUGAAAGUGACUCUUAAUCCAAAGUUUUUGCAAAAUCACAAAAUUUAAGUGUUGCAAAAAUUAAUAUGCGAACCAUCAAAAUAUUGCUUAAUUACUGUGUCGUGAUUUCAUGUAAUAUUAAGCUAUUUCAAAGAAAUUCAGGAGGGGUCACUUUCAGAGGGGAAAGACUAGGCCCCAUUGAAGAGAGCUGGGCACUCAAAGGACUAUUUGGUAGUUGUGCCUUUGAACUUGUUGCUUGCACUUUAGUUUUCUCAUGUCUGAUUGGCUUUUCCUUGCAAAGCACUGAUAACAUUCCAGAAAUAUUUCUGUUACAAGUUCAUGGUCUUCUGAGUUUCGUGAUACUAUGGAAGACAAGAUUUACAAGAUAAUAUACUGUAUAUUUUUAUUUCACCUUAGUGCAAAUAAUAAGAUUGUGGCCUUAAAGGAGAUCAGGUUGCAAGAAGAAGAAGGAGCACCAUUUACCGCCAUCAGAGAAGGUAACAGUUAUGGAAGAUUUUUUUGCACUUAUUUGGCCAUGCACUUGUAAGCUUUAAGUUAUAGUUAUUGAAUUGUCAGUUUGGAUGUGGAUGAAAGCUGACAAGUUGGUUCCUUUUUGAGUCUGUGGGUGGAAUCCUAAAGUGUGUCCAUUCAAAUGAAAGCUACUCAACAUUACUUUCCUGUGGUACUGUUUACUAUGCAGUGAAAGUGGUGGUAACUUUUGAGUCUGUGGAUGAAAUCCUAUGAUGUGAGCAUUCGGAUGAAAGCUACAGAGCAGUGUUUUUCUGUGGUACUGUUUAUUAUGCUGUACAUUAAGGUAGUUGUAACUUUUGAUUCUGUGGAUGAAAUCCUAUGAUGUGAGCAUUCAGAUGAAAGCUACAGAGUACUCUGUAGCCUUAAUUAUUCAUGAAUUAGGGCUAGGAGACAAAGGAAAUUGAGAAUCAACUGGGUUAAAAGAUAUUAAACCUGGAUAUAAUUUUGACCUGUAACAUAGCCAAUCAUCUGUAUCCAGUUGCAUGAUUAUCACAUAUACUCUCAUUUUUUUUCCAGCCUCUUUGCUCAAACAGCUGAAGCAUGCCAAUAUUGUGACACUACAUGACAUCAUUCAUACCAAGGAUACACUCAUGUUUGUCUUUGAGUUUGUGGUGAGUAAAUAAUGUAAAAGAGUGUCCCAUCUCAGCGAGGGUUGACUGAGUUUACAGUGUCAAACCACUGCUUACUACACAAUAAUAUUGCAAAACUACUCUCAACUUAUGUCAAGAGUGUUAAGUGGACACGUUUCUAGGGGUCAAUACCUACUAAGAGGUUAGCCUGCGAGCAAGCUCUCCGGGGCACUCUGGUGGUGGGAAGGGAAAAGGAAGGAGAGCUUACAACUACGUCUCUGGAAUUUGAAUAUCUGCAUUGAAAAAGUUGAUGCAAAAUGCUGAUUGGUGGAGAUGACAUUAGAAAUGGUUGUAUUACCCUUGGCACAUGUUUUUCAAUGUUUGUUUACAUUCGCCCUCGUUUCCGCUUCACGCUGAUUAGCGGAAAUGUGACAGCUCAGUUGACGCAGCGGACAGGGGAAUUGGAGGUGGAAUUCAAAUUCCAGAGACGUAGUUGCAAGGUUUUAAGCUCUGCUUCCUUUUCCCGCCUCACCAUUAGAGCGCCCCAGAGAGCUUGCUCGCCGGCUACUAUGGGGUAGGAAACUAGUCAUCUGAAACAAAGCACUGAUCAGCAAGAUCAAUGUCCUUUGUAAAUUUAUAUUUGUAUUUCCUAAGCUCUCUCACAUAUUUCAUUGCAGGACACAGAUCUAAAUAUCUACCUUGAAAAGUUUCCGAGAGGUAUUCCGUCAUACAAUGUAAAGGUUUGUUCAGAGAUUUUUGCCUUAAAGAAGUUUGGCAGGGGCGGAUCCAGGAUUUUUCUUAGGAGGGGGUGCAGCACUAAGGGAUGGCGUAACUGAUCGAUGACGUAAACAAAUUUUAAAAGCGAAUAUGAAGAAGAAGGCUUUUGACUAGGCAAUAACAUAAUGUGAGCUGCUGAGAAUACAUAUCAAACGAUACAGCAAAUUUUGUAUUAGCUGUGAAGCGACUGCACAGUGUUAAUUAGAAAGCUGCAAGCCAUCUCAGGGGGGGUGCGCACCCCCUGCACCCUCCCCCUAGAUCCGCCCCUGUUUGGUUGCUAAUGGUGUAAUCUGCCAUUUGCCAUUUUGCACAUAGUCCAAGGUAUAUUUGAAAAUACAUGUCUGGUUGAUGUAUAUUUUCUGUAAUAAUUAAUUAGCCUUGUUUAGCCAGGGCUGUUACUAUUAAGAUACUGUUUGUAACUUAAUAAUCUAAGGACAAAUUAAAAUAAUUGCCUUGGAAAACAGUGAUUUUUUUGGGGUACAUUAAUAUGCGUCAUAAUUGUUUUUGUUAAUAUUGAAAGUACCUUUGGCCCACAGCAAGAAAAAUCUACCGUGUCAGUCGUUCAUGACAGCUCUUUCAUAAAUAGAGCAAAUGAAAAUAAAAUGGCUUAAAUACUCAAUGCAAGCCAAAGAAUUUGCGUGGUUAUUCUUUAUUUGUAUUUCUAGCUGUUUUUGUUCCAACUUUUAAGAGGACUGGACUACAUUCAUGAACGGAAAAUUCUUCAUAGGUAAGUACUGGUGAUAAAAGACUGUUCUAGAAUAUAUGGUUCAAAAUCUAUCAGAACUAAGGUAACUAUAUUAAAACCAGUAUAAAGCUAGACAGAGUUAAUAUACAUACAGUCUAUAUUAACUAAACAUGACAGUAUUUGAUACACAUGCAAUUUUUGUAUUUAAGACGUCAUUAUGUGCUUCUGUGUUUAUAGGGACUUAAAGCCUCAGAACUUGUUAAUAAAUGAAGUGGGAGAAUUAAAACUGGCUGAUUUUGGUUAGUGACAUCAUUAUUUCACUUUGCCCCCAUGACCCUUUGCACCCUUCCCUCCCUUGCAAUGAUUUCCCCCACCCCACCCCAUCAUUAUGAUCACUUUGCAUUUCUCUUGUUUUCUAGAGAUAUUAGGGAGUUUAAGAUACUGUGCCACGACGGCGACAGCGGCAAAAACAUCGCUUAAAAAGUGACUCCUCCAUCUAUGAAACUUUAGCGCGAUUAUCCCAACUCGGUCACUAUGCUUUAUGUAAGCGAACUCUCCCACAGUUGAAUUCUUAAGAAAAAUAUCCGGGUAUACAAAGAGUAAGAGAGAUUCGUCGUCGUAUGGUCACGUGCACGUGGUCGAUAAAACGUGAAAUUAGGCAAUUCACGUCGUGUUUUGCUAAUCUUAACCAAUUGCUUUUUCAUGUUCUCGUUGCCGUCGCCGUAGGGGCAUCUUAAACUCGCUAUUUGUUUGUCUAUGUCUAACCGAGGUUGAUUGUUUCUAGGUUUAGCCCGUGCUAAAUCCGUUCCUAGCCAUACGUACUCUCAUGAAGUCGUUACACUUUGGUAAGUAAAAAAAUGUUUUCAGCUUGAAAAGCUUCUGUAAUUUUGAACAAUUUUAUUUUUUGCGGUGUUAAAAUUAUUGUUUAAUAAAAUUAAUUCUUCAUAUUUUAUUCGCUGGGAACCUUGACAGGUAUCGACCUCCAGAUGUUCUUCUAGGAUCAAAAGAUUACACGACAUCAUUAGAUAUUUGGUAAGAUAUGAAUGCACUUAACCUUGGACCGACUUAGUUAACCAUUUCCUUUUCUAAAGGGAUCCAAGUCACAAGGCAACAAAAUUAUCAAAUUUAGUCCAUAGUCUCUGUGAAAACGAUACGAAUUUUGAAUUGCUCACAGACAAGGGGUGUUUACUUUUUCACAAACCAUCCGAGUGGAAAUCUUGUGCAUUAACAAAAAAACGCGUAAAAUUUAACGUAAUGGGAGAAUAACCCGCUACAACGGGCUACAAAGUAUGUCCAAAUCAGUUGAACAGACUAAAAAGAACGGAAAAAUUGCAUCGCCUUAAAUCACAGCCCAUAUUUUCCGAAGCUUUCCAAACGCAGCCUGUACAUAGACGUUGUUUUAUUUUUCUUUUCGUUCCUUUCGGUAAUAUCGGCGCGCGCGCGAGAAAGAAAAAAGUUUCAGUUGAUUCCGUCUAUUUUCUUCUUCCCCCACCUCUACCCUCUGCGCUGGCGGUCAACAAAUCCUCCACGGUUUUUAUUUUUAUCACGCCCGCUCGACGGACUUUGAAGAGAAAUUAGAGGGUCUCUGAACAGGCCAUUCCAAAGGGAAUGACGUGAACACUUGAUUUUCUUACCAGAAUUUCCAGUUUAACCAUGUCAAUGGUUAGUACCCAGGUUCUCUCGUUUUCACCACUAAAUCACUCUAUUUUCAUUGUUCAGGGGUGCCGGUUGUAUUUUUGUGGAAAUGGUAACAGGAAUUGCUCUGUUUCCUGGAAUGAGAGAUUCCGUUGAUCAACUCAACAAGAUAUGGCAGGUAGGAGUUACUUCAGUUACCAUGGUUACACUCGACACGGAGGGUUAUGUCGUAUGUCACCUUGUAAGUUAGUUAUGAGGUCUAAAUUCAUUAUCACCUAACCUGUCAAUCACCUAGCAGUCGUUUCCCUUAACCCUUUAAACACUAAGAUCAAAAUUCGAGUUCUCAUUUGCUGCACCUAUUCAUUUCCUACAGAAGUAGAGGGGAGAAGUUGAUAAAAUAUCAAGCCAAUUCAUCUUGUGUGAUCAUGUCUGUAAUUCUCAUGACCACUCUGUUUUACAAAGCAUUGAUAUUACAAAGAGAAAUUUGAUGUUGAUCACUCUUAGGGCUUAAAGGGUUAAGCCAAGCGGGGAAAGCACGAAAUAGGCGCAAGGGCAAUGGACAACAAGGAGCAAACUUGCGGGGAAGAGGGGGGGGGGGGGAGAAGGGUGGGUAAGGAAACAUCUGCUUCGCAGGCUAAUUAACAUCACACUUUGCAGUAGGCAAAGUGUCCGUUUUUGAGAGAUGUCCGUCUUGUAGAGGGUCAAAUUAAGGUGUAAAGAAAGGCAAGGACCAAUUCUGGGUGUCCGUUUUACAGAGGUGUUCCUGAAGAGAGAGUCGACUGUAAUGAACUGAAGUCUACCUGAAAAAACUAAUUAUCUUGUCAAUUUUAGAUUUUAGGAACAGCAACAGAAGAGACAUGGCCUGGUGUUUCCAGAUUACCUGAGUAUAACGCAGGUAUGCAUUAUAGGCAAGGCCUUUUGUCACUGAUAUACGUUUACAAAGCACACUAAACAGUCAUCCUCUUAACCGCUUAGUGUAUAUCUACGUUGUUACGAUCUCUUAGUUCCCCCAUUUUUACUCCACAGAUGUUUUUGUUGACUUUCCACCCCAGAGACUUGGAAUUGUUGCUCCGAAGUAAGUGAUUUUCACCUAAUUGUCACGAUACGAUUACUGGUAUAGAUGGCGUGAGUGUAAUGCAUUUAACAGUCAAACUGUUCGGUAGCGGACACCUAUAUAGGACCAGACAAAGUAUCCAAGGGUGUUCUCCUAAUCGCAUCCGUCGAAAAAAAUUGAUGUUUUGUCUCAGCGAAUGAAAUUGCCUCGAGUGAUAUCCCCCACUUAUGAUUAUCCAGUGAUUUUGUUCCCUGACGCAUAAAAAUCUCCAAAGACGCAAAAUAAUUCAUGGUAAAGAUCGGAUAGAUCUGAAGAUGUGUAUUUCUAGAAUAUUCUCACGCUGUUCGUGUUGUUAGCUUUUACCUUUGUUGUGCUUUAAAAUAGAAGGAAUAUAUUUUUACAGAGUUUUGUAGUCUGUCUUCAGUAACUUUCUGGUUACAUAAAGGCCCGAGCAUAUUCAAUUUAGGACUCAUUGGUUUUUUGAACAGGGACUCAGGGGCAGAUCAAGGGGGAGGGUGCAGGGGGGCCCCCCCGAGAUGACCUGUGGUUUUCUAAUACAACUGGUAUUCUGCCAAAAAAAAAAAAAAACUAUGUGGUUUAUUGGUGUUGAAGUAGAGCAAGAGACGAGUGCACCCCCUCCUAAAAAGAAUCCUGGAUCCGCCCUUGGGACUUGCAAUUGUUGUUUCUGCACUGGGACUCAAUAUUUUUCACAAGGUGAGUCCCAGGACUCACCAUAAUUAACAAUUAUUCUUUGAAAUCGAGGUGAAUAGUGGCAAAAUAUUUACCGAGACGCGAAAGCGGCGAGGUAAAUAUUCCCAAAGCCACUAUUCACCGAGAUUGAAAAGAAUAAUUGUUUUAGUAUAUACACAUGAAGUGAUCUCAACAAAAUCAGAGAGGAAACCAUUCAAAAGUACGAUUUGAUUGACAGAUCAAAUCACGCGUAAGUUUAAAAAUAGAUCUUUGCAGAAAUUUCAAACAUGGCAAUUCACAAGUUUAUCAUUUCGCAAACAAAAGCGUAAUGGCUUAAAUGGAACCGCUAAAAGUUUGAACUGUUUUCUUACCUGAGAAGAAAAGUAGAGCUGUGUUGUUUUCUGUUGACUCGCCACGUUUAUAGCCAAAAGGGUUUGUUGUGUCGUUCUUCGCAUGAAGUGCUGACAAAAAUGGCGGCUCAUUUGCUCGAGGUAAGACGUCGUCUUUCUGUAUCAUUCUUUUUCCUGUUUACUUGAAACGUAGAAUUUCUGCAAACAUUUCCUUUUAAAUUUGUUUGUCAUAAAUAAACUUCGAUUUUUGAGCCAAAAUUGUCUUCUUAGAAAACGGAAACGGCUUCUUCUACGCGAAUACACGGGAGGUUUAAACAAUCCAUCGAGCACAAAACUCCUGCUACUACUGAGUGCUACAGUAAAUUGAAAAACGCCGUAUUGAAUCCUUCCAAGUCUUUUCUUGCCUUAAAAAAAGUCAGCCCUAGGAUUCUGUCGACUUUUAAAAGAUCGUUCUCUAAAAAAUGGGAAAAACACUGAGCUCACACAUUAUCCACUCGCUAGGAGGUGAAUAUUGUUGAAUAGUCCGAGAUAGCGAACCAAUCAGAUUGCUUAAAUCACCAAGAUCACUGAGUGUGUAUAUACUAACUAUUCUUGUAACAAAAUCACUGUUAUGAUAUGUCUUCAGGUUGUUGCUUAUUACUGGAGCUGAAUCUCUGGCCACAGAAAUGGUGCAGGUAUGAUCUACCGUAUCGAAAUAUAGAGAAUCAUGUCAGUACAGCAUUAACUGAGCACCUUUUGAAGAACUGUAAGUUUCCCAAAUUGUGCAUUGGUAGAUUGUGUUCUGUGAAACAAAAUGUUGGCUUUUGAUUGGUAUUUGAGCCGCUGACGUGCGGGUAGAUCAUAACUUUUUGGGGUUGUUCAUUUGGAGUUAAGUGGGGUGGAGUUGAAAAUUCUUUGAUUCUUGUUUAUUGAACGCGUCACAAGACUCUCCAAUUUGUUGUCGUUUUUCAGUGUGUUCCAAAGAACAGAAUAUCCGCCUCAGAUGCUAUGAGUCAUGUAUACUUCAGCGACUUACCAAGGGAAUUAUUCACUUUACCAAAUGGUAGGUAAUACGUCUUUACUAGUUUUCUCUCGUUUUUCUUUUUCAUAUCAGAAAUAUUGUGAUAAGUUUGACUUAAAGAAUUAUUUCAUUCGCGUACACAUUUUGCUAAUCACAGUCCCUUUUAUUGGGUCAAUUAAUAGUCGUGGGAUAAAGGACUACCAGUAAGUCAUACAGUCACGAGUUCUUUGUGAUUUGGGUCCUUAUUGGCCAGUAAAUAACUUGAAACCCGCAAACAUGAAUCCAUAACAGUGACAGGACACCCAAGGAACCACAGGAGACUCAAAGAUAAGUGGCUCGCAGCAAUAAUAUGAAAUGCUCACUAACGCUACUUUCUUGUUUUUAGUGGUGUCAAUAUUUUCAGUCGCUGGUAUUCAGCUAAGCAAGGACGAGCAAUGAGGAAAAGGGGGCUUGGUUUUGCAGUCUAAUCGCCUACACUGCUUUGCUGUUAAUAGCGCAAGCUGGACUCUCCUCUCCAACAAACUCUCUCAGAUUUGCAUAUAAGAUGAUUUCCCAAGGAGUAUCUUACAAGAGGAACUAUAGUUUAUCUUUUUUAUUCAGUUAAUUAUUAAUUGUCGCCCUUUUGUGACUGAAUUCCAAAUAUAUUUUAAAACAUUGACUUCAGGAGCUCAUAACGUGAAGCGAGCCUCUCCCAUACUAGGCUUGUUUCACUGUGUUUUCAUCGACCGGUUUGUUUUAAGAUGCAUAUUAGGGCACCUCCAUUCAGUCUAUGAGCUGAGUGUAUUCGAAGUAUAAGAAGAUAUGAAACUUCUUUAAAAUUUCCAAAAUACUAGCCAUUUUCAGGCCUGUAUGUUUUGCCGAAUAGUAAUAGGGGAAUUUAAUGAUUUGCGCCAAAACCGUGCUAAAAAUAAACUGGUCAGUGAAAUGUUAGCGCCCUGACACGAGUGUAUGGAAGUUGCUCACUCCAGCUUAUUGGCUCCUGUUAAUGCCGAAUAUUACCCAGAAUAAACUGAACUGAAGGAAACUCUUGAUGUUCUUAUUGCAAUGCGGGUUCAAUUGAAUGUCGCUAAGUUAUUUACUUAGUUACUUGAUAUUAAGUUAUUAACCAAUCAGAACUCCGAACAUCACGCGUAGACAAUCAACUGAACCAAUCAGAGCUCGAACAAAAGCUUAAACGUUUGCCAAGAGCGGGAAAACGCAUGUGAGCAAGUCAAGAUUCGUUUACUUCUGAUUGGUGGAUAAAACUCCGCGAGAUUUCAGUCCAGCAAAUCAAAGGCGUGGCAAUUCAAAGUUGACUCAAUCACGUGAUUACUUUGAACAACUCGCGACAUUCAUUUGAAAAUACUCGCUAAUCACUGAAAAAUGUUACAGUUACAGGUUGCAUCUUCAAAAGGUUCAUCCCAGGGAUUAAACGAUGUAUAUAGUUUUUACAGUGCGGUAAAUGCAAUUUUUUAAAUUCCCCUUGUAAAUUAUGGCUUCCAAUUUAUUUAUAUUAAUAUAUUUGAAAGUAAAUUAUGCGUUUUCUAUCUUAAAAAUGGCAAAUUUUGGGGAUAUAAAUGGUCUUUGGUAAAUAUUGAUAUCAGCUUUCUUAAAGCCUGAGAUAUUUAGCUACUUAAUGUGAAUUUCUUUUAAUUCUUAUUUUAUACUUAUGCUGAUUAAGUUUGUAAUAUUGUCAGUGACAAUGUGCUGUAGUUUGCUUACUGUUAUUACUAUUAUCAAUUUUGCAUUUCUCUUUUUUCCGUUUUUGCUUAAUGUGCUUGGUUCUAGUAGUCUAGUUAGCCGGGUGAAUCAAAACCCUUUUUCUUUUAAUAACAACAACAACAACAACACUUUAUUCCGUUUUUAAAAGAACAAUAUUACAAGCAUUGACAAACCCAUUUAGCAUAGCUAAUCGAGAGUGUAUUAACGACUGAGUCAGAGUGGACGUCAGUUCGUUCUGUGAUUAUGGAAGCGAUCAAACAACAUGGUUCUCAGUUUGUUGUAUACUUGUAGAUGGAACUGGACGACAGGAAAUUCUGUUUUUUCACUUGACAGAACAGUCUUAGUUUUAGUCUUUAUCAAAAAAGGAUAAAUCUCUCCUGUUCUCAUGGUAUUAUCGAUGAAUUUUAGACGAUCAAAGCCUUCCUAACGGAUUGCUUACCGCCGGAAAUACUUCGUUUCGUGCUACUGGUUGAGUCAUCUGCUUCCCCUGCUAAGGAGGAUACUGGUUGUAGAGGGAGAUGGAUCUUUUUUGGGUUUUGAUUGUUCCUGGUCAAUAUGUUUGCCUCCAAAUCAUCAGGUCACUAGAAUAUUUUACUGAUAUCUGCUCCGUGUGUUCUUGUUCAACUCAGUUAUUUACUGGGCGCCAGUUGAAUGAGAGACUAGCCCUUACAUAAUUCUGUAUAUUUAAUAGGAUGUGUAAUUGUAUUUUUCGAGUAAAAAAUGCGUGGAAGAUAUUUAUUUGAAACAUGGAAAAAAUUAAAUGUCCAAGACACUG